CGCAUCUUCAAGUAUACAGCCUUUUGGUGCCACACUCGUUGAAGGCCGCGCGUUUUUCCCACUGUCGCUUUGUGGUCUUCAUCAUCAUCACCCAUUUUUAAUACCGACCUUCGCUUUGUGUCUGGCUUGGUGGCGACGAUUGAGAUCGACGACCGGCAUUCCUGAAACCCGGUCGCUGCUGCAGAAGACAAACACACGACAGGCGCGUUGCACAGCAUCCACUGCUCGGGCGCCCGCCUUCUACCACUGCUCAUCGCAUACCGAGUCCGACGAACGAACAAGCCCAUUUGCAUAUCUACCCUUCGUGCAGCUGCACGCGUCCCGACGCCAUGAAGUCGACCUUCUCCGCAGCCGCGAUCCUCGCCGGCCUUGCGCUUGUCAGCGCCCAGGACUCUCCGAAGUGCUCCCCGAGCAGCCCUUGUCCAGCAGACGCGCCUUGCUGUUCUCAGUACGGCCAAUGUGGUGUGGGUGCAUACUGUCUGGGAGGAUGUGAUCCAAAGUCCUCCUUCAACCUCCAGUCGUGCAUGGCUGCACCGACAUGCAAGAGCGCAGACUACAAACUCACUUCGCUGGACGAUGUGAUGCCAAACACGCGAUACCUGGGAGAUGCAAGCAAGGCGAACUGGGUCAGCUCUGGAACGGCUGUCGCAUACAAUGGCGAUUCGCUGUUGCUCACCAUGGCACCCAGCACAGUCGGAACUCUGCUCUCCAGCACACACUAUGUUUGGUACGGCAAGAUUAGUGCAACAAUGACCUCCUCACGGGGACAAGGUGUUGUCACUGGUUUCAUUCUGAUGAGCGACGUCAAGGACGAAAUUGAUUUUGAAUUCGUUGGCGAUGACGUUCAGGCCGCACAGAGCAACUACUACUACCAGGGAAUCACCGACUAUGGCAAUAUGAAAUCACUUGGAGUGUCAAACACCGACACUGACGUCCACACUUACACGAUCAAUUGGACUCCAGACGAGAUCACAUGGAGCAUUGAUGGCAAGGACCUGCGCACUCUCAAGAAGUCGGAUACAUACAACGAGACUACCAAGAGCUACAAUUACCCACAGACCCCAUCUCGUGUACAACUCUCGCUCUGGCCGGCUGGUCUCCCAACCAACGGAGAGGGAACUAUCGAGUGGUCAGGCGGUCUAGUCGACUGGGAAAACAGCCCAUACAUGCAGAAUGGCUAUUACUACGCAAUGGUCAAGGACAUCUCUGUUGAGUGCUACGAUCCACCAAGUGGCAAUGCAGGUGGCAACGCCUACUACUACACCGGCGGAAGUUUCAACGAAGACACUGUUGCUAUUGGCAGCAACAACACUGUCCUCGGUUCGAUGAUGGCGAACGGCAACAACCCAGACUACGGCAAAGUUCAGCCAGGCUCAUCCACAGCUUCCGCUCCCAAGAUGGACAAAACUCCUGAGUCUGUGCCAGGUGUCACUGGUGGUGGCAACGUUGCAGCCGGCGGACAAGCUCCUAUUGAGUCGUCUUCUGACAGCAACAACGGAGGCUCGUCCAGCUCUGGUUCCGGUUCCGGGUCUGGUUCUGGUUCUGGGUCAAGCAGUGGCUCGACUGGCGACUCGAGUUUCUCGCAAGGCGGCGGAAGCACUGGCGCCACUACUGGUGAAGCGCCAAGAAUGAUUGCCACUAGCAGCGCAGUCGCUCUGCUUGGUUUCUUCGUUGCUGCUCUUAUGCUUUAAUUUCUUGUUUAUUUGACAAAAACGCUGCACGUUGGACUAGCGGGCGGAUGUAAUGCCCUGACGGCUUUUCACUCCUUCAAUGAGCGGAUGGUAUCAGUCGAUGGCCGCGCGGGUUUGUACAGUACCUUGCCCUUGACUAACGACGCAUUGGAUGUUCUUUUCUUCGUGCAUGAUUGGACUAUGUAGCCAGGUGCAUAAGCAGCAAAAAAGUAAUGUUCAAUGAAAUGAAGCAUGAAAGUCUAUCGAGCUCAGACCCCC
Cercospora beticola is the source of this 1949-nucleotide messenger RNA. RefSeq names its product chitin transglycosylase UTR2 (gene UTR2). Gene Ontology annotation, cellular component: cell wall. The record is from RefSeq and is a predicted model, not a curated record. Gene Ontology annotation, molecular function: chitin binding; hydrolase activity, hydrolyzing O-glycosyl compounds. NCBI's taxonomy places the organism in Eukaryota, Fungi, Ascomycota, Dothideomycetes, Mycosphaerellales, Mycosphaerellaceae. Gene Ontology annotation, biological process: cell wall organization; carbohydrate metabolic process.